Messenger RNA from Cetraspora pellucida, 2589 nucleotides. Lineage: Eukaryota; Fungi; Glomeromycota; Glomeromycetes; Diversisporales; Gigasporaceae. The record is from the annotation of a GenBank genome assembly.
AUGGCAAGCGAACAGGAUUUUAGUAAAAUACUCAAGGAUGAUAAAAAGCAGGCGCAAAUUAUAUCAUGGGAAACAAUUGGGAAAUCCAAUUUAAACCGAUAUACUGUUCCUCCGUAUCUAUCAGAAGCUAACGUAUCAACAUACGAGGCUGUUUACUAUGAACAUUUUCAUCAUCAAUUUUCAUGUGGUAAUUUAGGCGUUGUUGUAUCGCACGAGGAUAUAAUACAGGGUGUCUUACAUCUGAUUAUUGGAACACCUUCAAAUUCAUUUGUUUAUGACCCACUUCACAUGAGAUUUAAUCCUAAAGUACCAAAUAUUCGUAUACAUGGUUGUAGCGCUAAGAGUAUGAAUAUUAUAUAUGGAUUGACUGGUAUUGCGUUUGGUCGCUCGCUUUCUUCUUUUAUCACUUUUAUACAAAAAUCUAUUGCUUCCAUCGUUGAAAAAUCUGGAGGGCAAAAAAAUAUGAAAAUUAUUCAUUUAUAUCAUGCCAUGGAUGAUGUAUCGUUGAUAAUUGAGAGGAUUGCUGCAUUUUGUCGCUGCGAUGUAGCGGAUUCAAGAAUUUCAGAGCUUUCAUUAGAACAAAAAGUGCAAAGAGAUGAAGAAGGAUUUUAUUUGCCUUUUGGGACAAAAAUUUUAUCCGAAAUUUAUACUGUAGCAGAGACAAUUGAUUCAGCUGGAUCACCUUUCCUAAGGGCAGUCUUCUUAGCAUUUUUAGAACAGUCAAGUAAACCAUUUUUCGAAAUGUUAAGUUCUUGGCUUGGAAUACGAUCAUCACGUAAUUCCUUGCCUAUAGAUGCGCACGAUGAAGAGUUUAUGCAUUCAAAGGAAUUCUUUAUUUCCAAUUUCAAAGUGGAUGCUGUUUCUGUGAGGGACAAUGGUGAUGAAUUUUGGCGAGGCGGUAUAGAAGUUGAUAAUGAAUAUCCCUUACCAACAUUUAUUAGUUCCGUGAUUGCACGUCAUGUUCUGGAGGCAGGAAAAGCCUUGAGGUUGCUACGUGACUGUAGACCUGACCAUCCCUUAUGUAAUUCGGGUGCUGUCUUAAGCCAUAUGACUGAUAAACCUAUUUGGGAUCUAAAUAUGAAAUUUCUAUUUAUUCAAGGAGACAUUGAUGAAAUGCAUGAUCAACUUAAUGACUAUUUACGCAACAUGACUAUCUCCAUAGUUGCUCAAGAUGAACGGCGAAAAUCAGAAAUCGCAAAAAUCCAUGAUUUUUUUCAAUGUAAAACGGCAGAAUGGAACCAAAACGCUGAUUUACAAUUAACUGAGAAUAUCACCAAUUUCAUAACAUCAGAUUUCUCAACCGAAGAUCCCACCAUAAUACUCAUAGAACGGUUUUUACAAGUUCAAUCGUCGACAUCUCCCUAUUCUCAUAAAGAAUACAUUCUUCCAUUAGGGGCAGUCACAGAUCUCGUUCUAAAGCAUGCACUUAUUUGUCAUUGUAGACUUAUAGACGCAUCGAUUCUAUCCAUAUUUUUUCACGAUCUUGACCUUCGUGGUCAUUUGAAUGUAUUACGGGAGUUUAUGCUUAUGGGUAAUGGAACUUUUGUUUCUGGAUUAACUGACGCUCUGUUUUCUGACAAUAUUGAUUACGGAGAAGAUUUUACGGCUAACAGUAAUUAUGGAUCGAAAAUUGGAAUGGGACUAAAGCUAAAUAGCCGCAAAACAUGGCCGCCUACAGGCGUUGAAUGGCGAAUGGCUUUAAAAACUGUCAUUACGGUAGCUAUAUUAGAAAAGAAAAAUGUAGAAAAUGAUAAUUCUCAAGCAACAAUAGACGCUUAUGAGAAAGUGAAUAAUCUAGAUGAUCUUUUGAUGUUUGAUGUUAAAGCAGAUAUGGAACAUUCAUUAGAGGCAUUGGAUUCUUUUUGCCUUUAUUAUAAACCUCCUUAUCCUAUCAAUGUGAUAAUAACUCAAAGUUCACUAAAUACGUAUAAUCGUUUAUUUGUAUUUCUUUUACGAGUAUUGCGGAUGGGAAUUGUAAUUCGUCAUAUCUAUCGGCUCUUGCACGAUCGGUACCUUUUGGAUGAUAAAGAUACUGCAGAAGACAAGAAUCUUGCGCAAAGAUUCCGGUUUGAAGCGCAACAAUUUAUUACAGCACUUCACGAGUAUGCAUUUGAUGUAGCAAUAUCAUCUAAUUGGAAACAUUUUAUGAAACGUUUGAAUAAGAUUGCGGAGGAAGCAAAAUUUGAAUUACCACGCGAACAUUUACUGAGACAAAAUAGUACUAGUGAUACAACGAGCCAUUUAGACAGUCAAUCAGAUACUUUUUCUAAUGAUAAUACGGAAGAUUAUGAGGAUAAUUAUGAUGACGAAUAUAUUAGCGAAGGCGUUAAAGAUCUUGAAUCAUUACGUGCAUGUCACAAUCAGGCUUUAGACCGUAUGCUUUGUCAAUGUUUACUCGUAGAGAAACAAGAACCAACUAUGGAAGUUCUUAAUAGGACUCAAACUAUUAUACUGGAUUUUGCGCGAGAGUUACAAUUACAUCGUUCUCAUACUCAUGAUGCACCUAUGCGGCGGGAGCAUUGGAGAAAAAUUAAAAACCUAUAUGAUCAAUUUCGUUUGGCUAGGGAUGUUAUUAGGGAUAGUAAAUGA